AUGGCGGCCAAACACACGGGUGUUGAAGGAAACACCAGAGGCACCACUCAGUGCCACAGCCCGGCUGACACGGCGAUAUUGAGUCACAGAUCUGCCUCAGAGACCUCCACAAACUCUGCCACGGCAACGGGCUCCGCGACUUUCAUCACCUCGCCAGCCCCGGAGGGGCCCCGCGGUCCCGCCCUGCGCAGCCGCGCUGCGCUCGCGGCCCCGCGCAGGCGCCGCCCCGCCCCAGGAAGACACAAGAUGGCGGCGGCGACGCGCGGGCUGCGGCUGCCAAGGGCAGGCCAUGGAAUUUCUGUCCUGACUGCAGCACCGUCGGUGUUGCAGCAGCACCGGCAGGUUCAUCAUGCUGUGAUCCCUCAUGGGAGAAGUGGAAGAUCCUCUGUCAGUGGCAUUGUGGCCACUGUCUUUGGAGCCACAGGUUUCCUGGGACGAUAUGUUGUCAACCGCUUAGGUCGCAUUGGCUCUCAAGUCAUCAUCCCCUAUCGGUGUGAUCAGUAUGACCUGAUGUAUCUGCGGCCCAUGGGUGACCUGGGGCAGCUUCUCUUUAUGGAGUGGGACUGUAGGGACAAAGAUUCUAUCCGAAGAGCCGUGGAACACAGCAAUGUGGUCAUUAAUCUUAUUGGAAAGGAAUGGGAAACAAAAAAUUUCAGAUUUGAAGAUGAAUUUGUAAAUAUUCCUCAAAGUAUCGCACAGAUAAGUAAGGAAGCUGGUGUGGAAAAAUUCAUUCAUAUCUCUCACCUGAAUGCUAGCAUGAAGAGUCCCUCCAAAUACCUCAGGAGCAAAGCUGUUGGAGAGGAGGCUGUGAGGGAAGAAUUUCCAGAUGCUGUAAUUUUGAAACCCUCUGAGAUGUUUGGGAGAGAGGACCGAUUUCUCAAUCAUUAUGCAAACAUGCGCUGGUUUGGUGGCGUCCCUCUUGUUUCUCUGGGCAAAAAAACAGUGAAGCAACCAGUCUAUGUGGUUGAUGUAGCAAAGGCAAUUAUUAAUGCAAUUAAAAAUCCUGAUGCAAAAGGAAAAACAUAUGCCUUGGCUGGCCCUCACCGGUACCUCCUGUACGACAUGGUCGAGUACAUCUACACCAUUGCCCACCACCCCUUCAUUCCCUACCCGCUGCCACGGCCUCUCUACCAUUUAGUUGCAAGAUUCUUUGAAAUGAAUCCGUUUGAACCAUGGUUGACACGGGACAAGGUGGAUCGGUUUCACACAACAGACAUGACAUUUCCUGACCUUCCUGGUUUUGAAGAGCUGGGGAUUGAACCAACCCCCCUGGAACAAAAAGCCAUCGAAGUCCUGCGCCGUCACCGCAGGUUCCGCUGGUUGGACGCUGAGCUGGAGGAAGUAAAGCCAAAAACACAGCCCAUGUAACAGCUGGCAAGGGGGAUACUUAAAGCUUCUUAAACUGCCUUUGGAUGACCCAACUUCUUUGGAGAACUGUGUACAUACUGAGUAAAAUGUAUUAAUCAUGUAAA
Haemorhous mexicanus (house finch) is the source of this 1472-nucleotide messenger RNA. RefSeq names its product NADH:ubiquinone oxidoreductase subunit A9 (gene NDUFA9). The coding region runs from base 1 to 1368 and encodes 455 amino acids. Gene Ontology annotation, molecular function: protein-containing complex binding. The record is from RefSeq and is a predicted model, not a curated record. Lineage: Eukaryota; Metazoa; Chordata; Aves; Passeriformes; Fringillidae. The transcript is spliced from 13 exons. Gene Ontology annotation, cellular component: mitochondrion.